AUGCCAGGUUGUUCAACUCAAGGGAAAAUUCAAGCUAUUUGGAAUGGCAUUUGGAACCUCCAGGUUCCUCAUAAAGUCAAACACAUGAUUUGGAGAGCUACUCAUAAUGCUCUGCCGACCCUUUGUAAUUUGGGGAGGAGGAAUGUGGUUAGCUGUGUUCGAUGCUGGAGCUGUAAGUCUGAAAGUGAAGAUACUGUGCACGCUCUCUGGAAGUGCUCAUCUCUGUUUGUGUUAUGGGAACCUGAUGGGGUAUUGAAAAAGCUGCUCAGGUACAAUGUUAGCUCUUUUGCUGAUUUGUGGAUGAUGGUCUUGGACAAUAGACACUGCCUUGAUGUUAAUCUCCUUGCUAUAAUUUUCUGGAUGAUCUGGAGUAGACGGAACUCAGUGAGAUUGGGUGAGGCAGCUAUCGAGAUAAGGAAAAUAAGGCAGCAAGCGAGGCUUUUCCUUUCAAGAUUUCCUAGAAGCCCAGGAUCCGAAACAAGUCUGCCCAAGGGUUCUGCUGGACUUGGGAUUGUCAUUCGGGACGGCUCGGGUGGUGUGGUGGGUGCCAUGACAGAACGGGUGCACCUUCCCUCAUCCCCUGCAGUUGUUGAAGCUAUGGCAUGUAGGAGGGCUCUUUUAUUUGCACAAGAGCUGGGUUGUGUUGAUUGCUCAGUUGAAGGUGAUGAGGAGGUGAUUAUCAACUCUAUUGUUGCUCGAGAGGUUUUGAAUCCGGAAUAUGGUCAGGUAAUUCAAGAUGUCCUCACGCUAGCUGCAGGUUUUCAAUUUUGUAAUUUCUCUCUUGUAAAACGUAUUGGCAAUACAGUUGCCCAUUUCUUAGCCAGGAAAGCUGUAUCUGGCCAUGAGCUACAGGUUUGGACAGACUCCUUACCUGCUGACAUAGCUCCCUUAGUCACUCGUGACACUUUGUAA
This is a messenger RNA of Quercus robur (English oak), 912 nucleotides long. RefSeq lists its product as uncharacterized. Lineage: Eukaryota; Viridiplantae; Streptophyta; Magnoliopsida; Fagales; Fagaceae. The transcript is spliced from 2 exons. Gene Ontology annotation, molecular function: nucleic acid binding; RNA-DNA hybrid ribonuclease activity. The record is from RefSeq and is a predicted model, not a curated record. Bases 1 to 912 code for a protein of 303 amino acids.